AUGUCGGCUACCACCACAACUCUCAUGACCACCACUCUUGUUGGAACGUCCUCAGCGAUGACCAAGGACCCUUUCUUGGAGAAUUCAUGUCCAACAUGCGGGAGUAACGGCGGCCUGGACGCCUCCGAAGCCCAGCGCCGGAUUCUGGAGCUGGAGGGGCAGAUCCAGGAGAUGACCGCGCACUCCGCGAUCGCAGCUGGAAAACUCGCCGACUACGAAGAAGAACUGCGCAAACUGCGCUCGCAACCAACAUACGAUACACCGCGAAGCAGCUCCUCCGUACCCCCAUCAUCAUCACACGGCGACAAGUCACUAUCACCCUCCCAGACUCCUGCCUCCCUAGACAACCAGUCGCAACAACCGCAACAACCGCAACCAGUCCAACAAAGUCGUCUGACAACAUUAACAAACCUCCUCCCUUAUCGGCGCGGUAGUUCGACCCCAACCAGCGCCUCAGCUCCCGUCCCAUCAACACCCACCGCACCGAUCACUCCACUCCCGCAAACAGCGUCCCCGGCUAGCAGUGACAACGCAGAGCUACAGGACGCACUGGAGCGCGAACAGGGUCUGCGAAAAGCAGCCGAAAAGCAGCUUACGCAAGCGAAUACCGAGUUAGAAGACUUGACGGUACAACUAUUCAGCCAGGCGAACGAGAUGGUCGCGCAGGAGCGCAAGGCACGCGCGAAACUGGAAGAACGAGUUGCCGUGCUGGAACGUCGAGAUAUCGAAAAGAGGAGCCGUUUGGAGAGGUUGGAGAAGGCCAUGGCGCGUGUGGAGAGAGUGAAAGCUUUGGUUCGACCUAGCAGUUCGUGA
Penicillium waksmanii is the source of this 813-nucleotide messenger RNA. RefSeq lists its product as uncharacterized. The record is from RefSeq and is a predicted model, not a curated record. Gene Ontology annotation, cellular component: Golgi to plasma membrane transport vesicle; cell tip. Lineage: Eukaryota; Fungi; Ascomycota; Eurotiomycetes; Eurotiales; Aspergillaceae. The transcript has 2 exons. The coding region runs from base 1 to 813 and encodes 270 amino acids. Gene Ontology annotation, molecular function: guanyl-nucleotide exchange factor activity. Gene Ontology annotation, biological process: exocytosis.